Messenger RNA from Puma concolor (puma), 696 nucleotides. NCBI's taxonomy places the organism in Eukaryota, Metazoa, Chordata, Mammalia, Carnivora, Felidae. The record is from RefSeq and is a predicted model, not a curated record.
CCGGCGGGCCUCGCGGCGACGGAGUACGGAGACCCGCGGGCCGGCUGAGCUGCUGCGAUGCUGGUGGCUGCGGCCGCAGAGCGGAACAAGGAGCCUAUCCUGCGCGUGCUGCGGCAGUACAUGGACCCGGCCCAGCGCGGUGUUCGAGUGCUCGAGGUGGCCUCUGGCUCCGGCCAACACACGGCCCACUUCGCGCGGGCCUUCCCCCACGCCGAGUGGCAGCCGUCCGACGUGGACCAGCGCUGCCUGGACAGCAUCUCGGCCACCACUCAGGCUCAGGGCCUGUCCAACGUGAAGGCCCCGCUGUACCUGGACGUGACCUGGGAUUGGGAGCAUUGGGGCGGAAUCCUUCCCCAGUCGCUGGACCUGCUGCUCUGCAUCAACAUGAUCCACAUCAGCCCCCUCAACUGCACCGAGGGGCUCUUCAGAGCAGCAGGACACCUGCUCAAACCCAAGGCGCUGCUGAUCACCUAUGGGCCUUAUGCCAUCAAUGGGAAGAUCACUCCGCAGAGUAACGUGGACUUUGAUCUCACUCUCAGAUGCAGGAACCCCGAGUGGGGGCUGUGGCAGGAGGAGGCUGGCUGGCGGGUUCUCCAGGAGAGGCUCGGUGUCUCUGCUGCCCGCACCACUCCAGGCAGCAUCACUAAGAAAAUCUGGGUCAGAACGGUUCUGGUGACGUGUGACCCCAAGGGGUGA